This is a messenger RNA of Cephus cinctus (wheat stem sawfly), 1903 nucleotides long. RefSeq names its product gustatory receptor for sugar taste 64f. Gene Ontology annotation, molecular function: taste receptor activity. The coding region runs from base 256 to 1677 and encodes 473 amino acids. The record is from RefSeq and is a predicted model, not a curated record. NCBI's taxonomy places the organism in Eukaryota, Metazoa, Arthropoda, Insecta, Hymenoptera, Cephidae. The transcript has 11 exons. Gene Ontology annotation, biological process: sensory perception of chemical stimulus; detection of chemical stimulus involved in sensory perception of taste. Gene Ontology annotation, cellular component: membrane.
CUUCAAUUUGCUACGAUAUCAGCCUUAUUGCGUUAUACUAGUUACACCAAUCCUGAUCGCUUGGCAUAGUAGUGUCAUUAAAUUUCCAAGAGAAACACAUUGUCCGAAUAAUAGAGGUUCCGUUCUGAGAUCAUUCUUCUACCGCGAAGUUUGUACGAUGAGCCUGGUGGGAAAUAAUAAAUAAGUGAAUUAUUGAAGAGAGAGUAAAAUUCGUACGGGACGUUUUUAAUUCGACCAAACAUCACUUUGGCGACUAUGAUGACAGUGAAAAUGAAGGAGGGGUUUGAGGUGGAUGGUAUGAAAAUAGGUAAAGUAACGUCAAGAAAAGUUUGGCCAUUAAUGACGUCGCAAGAGACCAGAAAUUGUCUUGGAAGAAUUCGACUUCAUGCUUUGAAUCGAUCUGGUCCACGUGCUGCAUCAAAAUCAAGAUCAUUCUUACGGGCUGCCCUCGAAAAUCCUGCUGAUCCUAUCGACCGCAAUCCGAACGAGACUUUCCAUUGUGCCAUAGGACCUAUUCUGAUAAUAGCUCAAGUCUUCGGGCUGUUUCCGGUCAUGGGAAUAAGUUCCCCUUCGCCAAAGAAUUUGGCAUAUUCAAGGAGAUCGGCUCGCACCAUCUACUCCUUGAUAGUGAUCAUCUCUAUUGCCGUAAUGGCAGGGUUUUCGAUAAUGCACAUGCUGAAGACUCUGAAAGCUGAAGCUUUUGAAUUGAAAGGUGGAAUUACAUCGGCUACGUCAGGUGCUGUUUUUUAUGGGAACAGUCUAAUAGGUGCCGUCAUUUUUCUAUGGCUGGCACCACACUGGGUGGUUUUACAACAGGAUUGGCGAGCGAUGGAAAGACUUAUUAACAGGCUGGGACAUCCGAAACUACGUUGGAAGUUCAAAAUAAUAACCGGAAUUGUUUUACUGCUUGCUUUGAUUGAACACCUGGUCAGCAUUGUAACAAACACAAUAGGAUUUACAUAUGAGAAAACUGAAAACUCAACAAUAGAACAUUUCUUACACUUCUACUCGGCAACGUCUCACCCAUUCAUUCUCAGCAGCUUGGAUUACAAUAUCGCUCUUGGAAUAUUUCUAUUUAUAAUCAGUAAAUUCGCAACGUUCGUAUGGAACUUUACUGACAUAUUCGUUAUGCUGAUAUCGACAGGUCUGGCAGAAUGGUACAAGACUCUUAACGAAAGUCUCAUCAGUACUAUUGGUUGUCAUAAAACAUUAUCGGAAUGGCAAGCCCUUCGCGAAUAUUAUGCGAGCUUAAGCUUACUUGUGAAACAAGUGGAUACCUAUAUAUCACCAAUAAUAUUAUUAUCUUUUGCCAAUAACCUAUAUUUUAUCUGUCUUCAACUACUCAACGGACUCUAUCCUACCGACAAUGGUCUACUAAGUAACCUGUACUACUUUGGGUCAUUUGUAUUUAUGGUAACGAGAACUGUGACUGUCACUUUAUUGGUAGCUAGGAUUAAUGAUCAAUCAAAGCUGGCAUUACCAGUUCUUUACAAUUGUCCAGCAUCCACCUAUUGCAUGGAGGCACAGAGACUUCAGCAGCAACUGUCCAGUGACGACAUAGCUCUGACCGGACUUCGUUUCUUCUCGGUAACCAGAAACUUUAUGUUGGCGGUGGCUGGUGCUAUCGCUACUUACGAAUUGGUUUUACUGCAGUUCAACGUAGCUAUGAAUAAAUGAUUAAGGAGAAUAUGAAGAAAUGCUUAAUAGAUUUGGAAAAAUAAUGCAUUUAAUUGUCAUGUCAUAAAUAUUCGAGGAACUUUGACAGGAAGAUCAAUGCGUUUAGAUUAUUUAAUUAUCAAUCCUGAAUAAACGUCCUUUUAGUUUCCAUGGAGAUGCUUCGUUCGAGAAAUUAUGAGAAUUUAGAGCACUGAAAAGUUAUAAAAUGAAAAUACAAAGAACAGAG